Molecule: messenger RNA, 560 nt
Organism: Prorocentrum cordatum
Lineage: Eukaryota; Dinophyceae; Prorocentrales; Prorocentraceae
Source: the annotation of a GenBank genome assembly
GCUGCCGAUUCGGCGCCUUGAUUUUCAAUAUUGUGUAUAGCGUGGCCCUGGGAGAACUUCGAGCAGCGCUUGACGAGCUCAACCUCACAUUCGCUGAGGAGCGCGAGCCCAGCGGCCCACCAUGGGCCCACCAGCCCGGCACCUUCCCCACGCACACUGUGCCAGUUGGGGAAGUCACGUACGUCGACGACAAGGCCAUGUUGGUGGUAGGCGAGGACAGCACGAGCCUCAACCGCAACGUCGCCCCGGUAGCCGAAGCGGCGCACACCACCAUGGCGAGGCACGGCAUGCAGCUGAACUGGAAGCCUGGCCAGUCAGAGAUCCUCAUCAUGUGGAGGGGUAAGGGCGCGCGGGCCGCCAAGGCAGAGGCGAUGAUCGGAGAGCGCCCUGCAUUGGCCCUGCCUGGAGUCCCGAGCAUCGAGCGUCUCGUGGCGAGCGAGUACAAGCACUUAGGAUCCAUGCAGUCUGGGGUCGCGUCCUCUGCCCUAGACAUACGUGCAGGCCUGCGAAAAGCAUCCGCGGUGUACCACAGCUUGGUGCGGAAGGUCUUCGCAGUGUAA